Apis mellifera (honey bee) is the source of this 4166-nucleotide messenger RNA. RefSeq names its product scavenger receptor class B member 1 (gene dsb). Bases 1825 to 3558 code for a protein of 577 amino acids. Gene Ontology annotation, cellular component: cytoplasm; membrane. Lineage: Eukaryota; Metazoa; Arthropoda; Insecta; Hymenoptera; Apidae. The record is from RefSeq and is a predicted model, not a curated record. The transcript is spliced from 10 exons. Gene Ontology annotation, molecular function: scavenger receptor activity.
AGAGGGGGCGAGAGAGGAGCGUAUCCACGUACACUCCGGUGUCCCUACCACUUUCUUUGCCCACCAAGUGGGCAUCGCGUUCUCGUUACCGUGGUCCACGCUGCACUACUGUUCCACUAUCUCCUCAUUCACUUCGCGAUUCGACAGAGGGAACACGCGCUUACCUGGCCGACACGCGCUCAUCCUUCUUCGGGAAUCGAUCGAUCAUCGAGUCGAUCUCCUCUUUCUCCUUCCCAUCUCUAAUUUUUCUUUUCUUCUUAUCCCUUCGUCGCAAAGAAGAAGAAGUAUUGGAAGGAUCUCUUCAUAAUUUUCUCCUUAUAAUUUCGCGAAAGUGAUGGAACCGGGCCAUUUGAGAGUUUGAUCCUCCCGUUCGAAUCUUUAAAUAUUCUCGCGAAAUUCUCGAGAAAGUGCGAGGAAAAGAAAGAGAGAAAGGGAGAAUACAAAAAUUCUCUCUCCCUGUAUACAUAUAUAUAUAUAUCUCGUUUGAAUUUUCAUCUGUCUCGUCAUUCGAUCGAUCUUCGACCGAUCUUCAUCUUUUCAUCGAAUCGUUCAUUUUCGUAAAAAAUAAUCUCUCUCUCUCUCUCCCUCUGAACAAAAAGGAAAAAAAAAGAAAAAGAAAAGAAAUCAUCGGCCAUAGAAGAGGAAGGAUACGAGGAACGAGGGAUCGAUGACGGGGGUCGAGAGUUGGUGCGCGAUCGUCGAUCAGUGGACGAAGAAGCGGAACGGUGAGAUAAAUAAGGCCGCUCGCGCCUCGCUCUCUAGGCGAAAAGUAGACGAGGAGGAAAUCCCUGCGGAUAUAUCGAACGAGAUCCAGGAUAGAGCGGCGGAUAGAGCGUGUUGAACGUUUGCCGUACAGAGAAAACCCGUCUCCGAUGGUUUUUCUUCCUUCCAUCCGCUCACUUCCACUGUUCCACGUUCUUACAUAAAGGGGGAUUUUACCGACCGACAGUUAAUGAACCCGGCUGUGCGCGCGUAUAUAGGGAACAUCCGUCGCCGAGUUUACAUAGAGCAACGAUUAUCCAGCAAAUAAAUAAUCACGCGACGUAAAUGAGCGAAAACUCAUCGGAGUGGAAGAUCAUCGAGAACGAAAUCCUGAUAAUCGGCCUUAACCGAUCGAGAAAGUUAAUAAUUUCCAUCCCGUGGUAGAAAAUAAGAGGAAACGAUCGAUGAGAGAAAAAAAAUAGAUCGAGAAAGGGGGAAUCGAUUUCAACUCAGCAAGAGGGGGAGAGGAGAGGAGAGGGAGGGGGGGAGAAAAAGAAGAAAAAGAAGAAAGAGAGGAAAACGAUGCCGGUUCUAACCAUGUUCUAGGAAACGAAAAAACAUUUGUGUUGCAUACUCGGGAACAAUGUUCGGCCAAGUGACGUGAAAAAGAUACAAUACACUUUCAAAUAUAUAUACACGUCUUAGCACACAUCGUGGAUUAACUGUAACAAAGAUUUCUAAGUGGCGAUAAACAGAGCACGAAUUAUCCAAUUAUCCUUAAUUGACGUGAAUUUUAACAGUGAAACACACGGGAGGGGGAAGCGAUUUCAGCAACAUGCGUUAUCUCCUCGUGUGAUCUCCAACGUGAUGUUCGUUAUAAUAUUAACUCGUGUAACUCUCUGAUAUUGAAUAUACAUGCGUGUUGGGAAAUCUUGAAAGGAAGGAGGAAAAAAAAGAAGAAGAACGAAGAAACAAGGAAAGAAAGAAGAAGAAGAAGAAAGAAAAAAGAAAGAAGUCACGUUCACAACGUGGUUGAUCACAAUUGUUACGAAAUUAAAAGUGGACGGACCGUUCGUAAAGGAUCAGGUUGUUGUUGAUUGACGGGCAAAUUGUGCGAACACGAUGAAAUUCAUAGGAUCGUUGUUGGGGAUCAGCUCGCCCAAGAGGAUGGGCAAGGAGUACAUGAAGGUGGGGAGGAACGCCCUGUUCGGCGUAAGGACGAGCCAACACGACGGCCUCUACACGGACAAGGUCCCUAGACCUUUGUCCUUCCUCGUUUCUAAGAAUGGGAAACUGAAACACGGUAGAGUGUCAGCAAUUUUCAUAGGAAUUCUGACGCUCGUGAUUGGCAUUAUUUUAAGCAGUAUACCUUGGGUGGAUUACAUUAUAUUAAAGCAACUUCGAUUGUGGAAUGGGUCCCUUUCUUUUCAAUACUGGCAGAAACCAGGGGUAGUUAGAUUGACCAAAGUUUACAUAUUUAACAUGACUAACGUAGAAAACUUCUUGCAAUACAACGAAAAGCCAAAAUUACAAGAAAUUGGCCCGUUCGUGUACAAAGAGGAUAUGGAAAAAGUGAAUAUCGUUUUCCACAACAAUGGUACCGUGAGUUAUCAACACAAGAAAAUAUUAAACUUUGUACCAGAGUUGUCGAAGGAUAAAGAUCUCAAAGUAAUAGUGCCAAACAUUCCGCUAUUGACACUGUCGACGCAAAGCAAGAGUCUACCUCGAUUCAUCACAUUAGGAUUAUCCAUGUUUCUGAGCGGAAUGAGCAUGAAAUCGUUCGUCCCAGUAACCGCUCAAGAACUCGUUUUCGGAUACGACGAUCCAUUAGUCAGCAUCGCCCAUCGAUUCUUUCCAAAAACGAGACGUCCCAUGAGCCAAAUGGGACUUCUUCUCGGGAGGAAUGGCACGUUGGAGGAAGUGUCUACCAUCUUUACGGGACACACGGAUAUGAGGGAGUUUGGAUUAAUAAAUCGUUUGAAUGGAAUGGACCGUCUACCGUAUUGGCCAAACGCGCCUUGCAAUUCUAUUCGCGCUUCAGAGGGAUCCUUUUUUCCACCCCGUGACAAAACUGGCGCCGACAUCGUGCACAUUUGGGACAAAGAUCUUUGUCGAACGUUGCCUUUAAAAUAUCAUGGCUCAACCGAUAAAUCAGGAAUCAAGGCGGAUUUGUAUAUACCCCCUGAAUCUGUGUUUGGACGCCCGAACGAGAGCGCCCCGGAAAACGAAUGUUUUUGCCGGGACGACAUGUCCCUGUGUCCCUCGAACGGUUUGCAAAAUAUCAGUCCUUGCCAGUAUACCGCACCGGUUUAUCUCUCCUUCCCUCACUUCUACAAAGCGGAUCCUAAUUUAUUGGAUGCGGUCGAAGGAUUAAAUCCAAGCCGAGAAGUGCACGAAACUUAUUUUAAAAUUCAACCGAAAAUUGGCGUGCCUUUGGAAGGGAAGAUCCGGGUACAAUUGAACUUAAAGAUCGAACACCAGCCGUUGAUCAAUGUUGUGUCGAAUUUUCCCGACAUCGUAUUUCCUAUCAUGUGGCUGGAGGAAGGUAUCGAAGAGCUGACGCCCUCUAUACGUAGAUGGGUCUAUUUGGCAACAACAUUUAGCGACGUUGCCGCGCCUUGUACCUCGUACGGAUUAAUUCUAGUCGGUAUAGUAAUCAUAUUCGUCGUGUUCAUAAAGGCUUACAACAACGUGGUGCUCACGCACGAAGCGAUCGAGUUAGGAAAACGAACCAUAAGAAGAGGUUCCACGUUGUUAAUGAAUGGACAGCACAAAUUAUUAAUGACUCGAGAACAGUAUGUUUUGCUCACGGAUAAGGAGGAUAAUGACGAGAAAUCAGGGAUAAUAGAGAUCUAGUUAUAAUAGCAUAGAUUUUUUUUUUCUUUCUUCUUUUUUUUUUUUUCUCUUUCUCCUUAAAUAGAUGUAUAUUACAAAGUGUAAUAAUCUAAGAAUCUUGUCUUGUAAUGUAGGAUUUGUAAUCGUUUGAUACUAUAGACCAAAGUUUUUUUUUCUAAUUACCUGAAGAAAAUAUCGAUAUAUAGUAUAUAUAUAUAUAUAUCGAUAUCGAUAUAGUUUGGCAAAUAUUCAACGAUUACCUGUAUGUUUCUUUUUUUUUUUUUUUUGUUUUGUUUUCUUUGUCUACAACUGUGAUUUCAUCUGUUUUAUUUAUAACGAUGUGUAUAACGAAACAGAUCGUGCUUGGACGAACGAAAAUGUAUAACGAAAGAAUAAAGGAACGAAACACCUGAGAAGCAAGUGAAUAAAUUUAUUAUUUUGAUUAGUAUUUUAUAUGGGCUAUUAUGGGAAUUUGUUGUGUAACUUGGUUCAUGCACGAUCAAAAUUCGGUGCAAUAUUACAAGUAUUGUAUCUUAGAAGAUAUUAAUUACCAAAACUCAGAGGAAGCAUUAGUUAGAAUAAGAUCUUUUAAUUAAUUUUUAUCUUUUAGGGUUUUAAUAUUUUAAUUU